AUGUCCGACUCCCAACAUAGCAUACCAGCUCUCACAGCUCGCCACCCAACCACGCCCUCACGACCCCUGCUUCCAGAAGCCAAACCCACCUCCACCCUCCUCACCACUCUCCGCGCCCACCAAACCAUGCUCACAGACCUCUACAUCACCCAAAACAACGCCUACGUCGUAGCCUACACUGCCUUCGAGACACACUACGCAGCAGCAACUAGGACUACUUCUAUAGAGAUGCAGGAGGUCAUUGCGAGACUGCUCGGACAGCAGAAAGAGAUCAUGCUCUUCCAGACCUUCCUCUGGAGUUUCCAGAUGUUUGUUGCUGGCCUGGAGAGCGGCGAGACGCAUGAUCUGGACGAGGGGCAAGCGCGUGGACAGGAGGGGUUUGGUAGUGGAGGGACGAGGGGCUUCGAGGGCAUGUGGCGCUGA
Molecule: messenger RNA, 423 nt
Organism: Alternaria infectoria
Lineage: Eukaryota; Fungi; Ascomycota; Dothideomycetes; Pleosporales; Pleosporaceae
Exons: 1
Coding region: 1-423 (140 amino acids)
Biological process (GO): negative regulation of translation
Molecular function (GO): rRNA N-glycosylase activity
Source: RefSeq, a predicted model, not a curated record